GUCCGCGCGCCUCGCUGCGAUGGCGGCGGCGCCGAACACAGUCACCCCGCCGGCGGCGGAGUCUUCCCCUCAGGAAGCUACCGUCUCUGCCGCCUCCUCCUCCUCCUACACCGCCUGCGCGGCGGCGGCGGCGGCGGCGGCGGCGGCAGUAAUUGUUCCUGCCUCCUCCGCCACCUCCACCCCUGCCUGCCCGCCUGCCGGUGGCUUUGGCGACGGCGGCGGCGGCGGCUUUGGCGGCUCCACAAUGGCGGCGGCGGGGAGGGGGGGCAGUAGUUUUAAAGUAGACACCCGCCCUUGCCUCAGAGAAGAUGCCAUUUGGAAUAAACAGAAAAAGGCUGAACUUUUUACAGAUAAGUUUUGUCAAGUAUGUGGAGUGAUGCUACAGUUUGAAUCACAGAGAAUUUCACAUUAUGAGGGUGAGAAACAUGCUCAAAAUGUUAGUUUUUAUUUUCAAAUGCAUGGGGAGCAAAAUGAAGUGCCUGAUAAGAAAAUGAAGAUGCAUGUUGAAAAUUUUCAGGUGCAUAGGAAUGAAGGAGUAGACAAAAACAAAUUUUGUGAUGUCUGCAACAUAAUGUUUAGCUCCCCACUUAUUGCUCAGUCUCACUAUGUGGGAAACGUCCAUGCUAAAAAACUGAAGCAAUUAAUGGAGAAACAUGAUCAGGCAUCUCCAUCAGGAUUUCAGCCAGAGAUGGCAGGAGUGCCUCUUACUACUUCUGCAGCGUCAACCUUCCUGAAGCCCCUUGCUGUCAAGCCUCCUCCAGGCACCUUCUCACUACUAGUGUAUUUUAUUCCCCUUUCAUAUUCUCUCUUCCACCCACUUCUUUUCUUCCACUCACUAUUAUUUUUCAGUUCUUUCUUUACCCAACCUUUCUGCUUCAUGUGAAAAUGUUCAUUAUUCUCUCCUUCUUAAAGCUCUAUUCUUUGUCAUAUGUAACUCUUUAUGCACUGGUUCUUCUCCUGUAUUUCUGUUUCUUUUUUGUUUUCUCUGUGGGCUCUUUUUUUAUUCAUUACCUAGAUGUAGGUAUUCCCAUGGUUUCAUCCUUGACCUUACUCUACAAACACGAUUUCUAUUUCCCUGGUUUCAUUUCUCAUCUGUAUGCUUAUGACCUUUCUCUCAACAUUAGAUUCACAUAUCUAAAUGGCAGCUACUGCUUCACCUGGAUGCCUCAUAGCCAUUUCAAAUCCACCUAGUCAUUCAAAGUAGAAACCUGCAGCUCAGAUCUUAUUAGCACAGGAAUGGCUACCAUAACGAUAUGGAACUAAAAAUUUUGCUUUCAGCUUUUAUCCUGAGAGUGGGGCUCACUGAACCUCUCUCCUUUCUAAAAUCUGUGGAAAUUACUUUUGGUAACUAAUGCACUGCAGUGAUUUCAGCAUUUAGUAUGAGAACUUAUGUUUGCCAUAUUUGUAGUAUCGCUUUUACAUCUUUGGAUAUGUUCCGUUCCCACAUGCAAGGAAGUGAACAUCAGAUUAAAGAAUCCAUUGUUAUCAAUCUAGUGAAGAAUUCAAGGAAGACACAUGACUCUUAUCAAAAUGAAUGUGCAGAUUAUAUCAACGUGCAGAAAGCCAGAGGACUAGAGCCCAAGACUUGUUUCAGAAAGAUGGAACAGAGUUCUUUGGAAACACUCAGACACAGAGAAGUGGUUGAUUUCAGACCCAGACAUAGAAUGUUUGAGCAAAGGCUCCCAUUUGAGACUUUCCAAACACACCCCAUACCAUACAAUAUUUCACAGGCAGUGGAAACGCAGUUGCCUCAUUCAAAGAAGACAUAUGACUCUUUCCAAGAUGAACUUGAAGAUUACAUCAAAGUACAGAAAGCCAGAGGACUGGAUCCAAAGACUUGUUUCAGAAAUAUGAGAGAGAACUCUGUGGAUACUCAUGGACACAGAGAGGUUGAUUCUGGACCCAGACCAAGAAUGUGUGAGCAAAGAUUUUCACGUGAGGCUUCUCAGACCUACCAACGACCAUACCAUAUUUCGCCAGUGGAAAGCCAGUUACCUCAGUGGUUACCAGUUCAUUCAAAGAGGACAUAUGAUUCUUUCCAAGAUGAACUUGAAGAUUACAUAAAAGUGCAGAAAGCCAGAGGACUAGAGCCAAAAACUUGUUUCAGAAAGAUAGGUGAUAGCUCUGUAGAAACACAGAACAGAGAAAUGGUUGAUGUCAGACCUAGACAUAGAAUGUUGGAGGAAAAGAUCCCAUUUGAGACUUUCCAGGCCUAUUCAGGACCAUACAGUAUUUCACAAGCAGUGGAAAACCAGUUACCUCAUUGUUUAUCAGCUUAUGACAGCAAACAGAGACUAGAUUCUAUUAGCUACUGUCAACUCACCAGAGACUAUUUCCCAGAAAAACCAGUACCCUUGAGCCUUAAUCAGCAAGAAAAUAACUCUGGCUCAUACAGUGUGGAAUCUGAAGUUUACAAGCACCUCUCCCCAGAAAACAAUACUACUGACCAUCAAGCGGGUCAUAAACGGAAACAUCAGAAGAGAAGACGACACCUGGAAGAAGGCAAAGAAAGGCCAGAGAAAGAACAGUCCAAGCAUAAAAGGAAAAAGACUUAUGAAGAUACAGAUUUAGACAAAGACAAGAGCAUCCGACAAAGGAAAAGAGAGGGAGAUAGAGUCAGGGUCAGUUCAGGAAAGCUUAAGCAUCGAAAAAAGAAAAAAAGCCACAAUGUACCUUCUGAGAAAGAAGAACGUAAGCACAGGAAACAGAAAAAGAAAUCUGUUGAAGAAAGGACAGAAGAGGAAAUGCUUUGGGAUGAGUCUAUUCUUGGAUUUUGAAUGUUUAGUUUUGUUUACCCAAGGUUGAAUUGAAAAAACAGUAUGAAUUUAGAAAAAGACCGCAACAUCUGAUAAAUAAGAGGGAGAUAUAGUCAGUGUCAGUUCAGGAUACUUAGUUUUUUUGUAUAAAAUUAAAAUUGAAUUAAAAGAAGAAGAAAAGAAAUCCUAAACUUAAUAUCUGAAAAAGAACAUAAGAACUCAAGGAGAACAGAAGAGAAAAGCAAAACUGUUAAAGAAAAGAGAAGAGUCUGUGUUUUGGAUUGAGCCUACGCUUGUGUAUUGAACUUUUAGUUUUGUUUACCCAAGGAUUAAUUGAGAAAAUCAGCUAAGAAAAUGGACUUAGACAAACGCAAGAGGAUCAGAUGAAGAAAAGGAUAGGUAGAUACAGUCAGUGUCACUUCAGAAAAGCUAUUUUUAAAAAAGCUUGUAAUUUAGUUGAAAGAAGAAACAACAACAAAAAAGCCUAAACGUAGCCUCUGAACACUAACAUGAGAACACAAGAAGUUAAGACAAAAAGAAACCUACUCAAGAAAAGACACAAGAGAUAGUGAUUUGGGAUGAGUCUACUCUAGGAUUUUUAACUUUUUAGUUUUUUCCUUCAAAGUUGAAGAAAAAAGUUAAAGAAUUUCCUUUCAUAAAAUUCAUGUUAUUGGAAUUUUUCUAGGUAGAUGGCUACUUUAAUCUCUAAAAAAGCCAAGUGAAGUAAAAGUAUUCAAUAUGCCUUUUCCUCAAGUUACUUUCCUUCAUUUUCUUAAAAAAGAAAAAAAUAUAUUAAAUGUUUCUCACAUAUCUCACAUAUAAUGUAGUUUUCCUAAAUGAAGUUGUGUCUACUUCUGCUCAUCAAAUUGCUGUGAUAAUGAAUUAUUUGCUCAUGGGAGAUAAUUUAUUUUAAAGGACAGAAUUGCCAAGCAUUACAAAAUCAAUUCUUUGCUUGGUUUUGCUUUAGUGUUGGUGGUAUUGUAUUGUUGUUUUUCUGUGUUUAUGUGACUCCACUUUCUUAAAGGAAUAUGUAUGAAGUAACUUAAACUGAUUGUUUUUUUCUUUGUUCAAUCUAAUUUGCAGUGUAUUUUUUGCAUUUUCUAGUUCUGAACAUGGAAAAUGAAAAAGUCUAUAAUAAACUUAGAUGAUAUAUAGUUU
Messenger RNA from Saimiri boliviensis boliviensis (Bolivian squirrel monkey), 3914 nucleotides. The record is from RefSeq and is a predicted model, not a curated record. Lineage: Eukaryota; Metazoa; Chordata; Mammalia; Primates; Cebidae.